Messenger RNA from Phanerochaete carnosa HHB-10118-sp, 807 nucleotides. RefSeq lists its product as uncharacterized. Bases 1 to 807 code for a protein of 268 amino acids. The record is from RefSeq and is a predicted model, not a curated record. The transcript is spliced from 5 exons. Lineage: Eukaryota; Fungi; Basidiomycota; Agaricomycetes; Polyporales; Phanerochaetaceae.
AUGUCUUACGCGUCUGUCGCUGCUCACAAUGCCCCCCCUCCGGCUCUUCAGCCCAAGCCUGAUCCCUCUCUUUUGACUACCGAGCCUCCCUCACAAGACAACAUCGCUGACGAUGCUGCGAAGCUAAACAUUGUUGCGCCUGACUUUAAGCAGCACCCGGAGACCACAACCUCUACUGCGGGUGUACCUAUCCAGCCCCCUCCUCAGCCUGUCUCUGGUGGGGUACCCCCUACUUCAUCAGGCUCUCAGCCUUCACGUGAAUACCGUGCUGCAGAUGCUGCUAAGCGGUACGUGCAUGAAGCUGAAGAAGAGAGCCUCCACCUUUGGACUGUCGCGAAGCAAUACCUGCUCAGGCCUGGUGUCGCGGGUGGUCUCUUGGGAAUCUUCAACCUUGGACUUCUAUCAUGGACUGGCUAUGCGCUUUACAUGAAACCUAGCCUUCGUCGAGAAACCCGCUUCCUUACUUCGGCUGCCGCUGCGGCCGUGACAAUUCUCGGGGCAGAAGGUUAUGCUGCUGAGAGGUACCGCGAGACCCCAGCCGGCCGCGAGGAGGGACGGAGAGCCAGGGCAGAGGGUGCGGGGCUUUAUCGUGCUGUACGUGUGAACCUUCUACGCCCUGGUGUUCUGGGCGGUCUUUUGGGUCUUCUGAACACCGCUGUUCUUGGCACCGUCGGCUUCUUUGCAUAUAAGCACUGGGAUGCGUCUAGAUGGGACCGUCGAAUUGUCUCCGCAGUUUCCAUUGGCCUUCUUGCCCUCUGGUCCGGCGAAGGAUAUGUUGCCGAACAGUAUAAGACGACACGCCACUGA